Molecule: messenger RNA, 2503 nt
Organism: Symsagittifera roscoffensis
Lineage: Eukaryota; Metazoa; Xenacoelomorpha; Acoela; Convolutidae
Product: growth factor receptor-bound protein 2-like
Exons: 3
Coding region: 11-808 (265 amino acids)
Biological process (GO): signal transduction; regulation of MAPK cascade
Cellular component (GO): cytoplasm; plasma membrane; COP9 signalosome
Molecular function (GO): epidermal growth factor receptor binding; phosphotyrosine residue binding
Source: RefSeq, a predicted model, not a curated record
GACUUGAAUAAUGGAGGCGACAGCCGAGUACGACUUUCAGGCCACUGCCGACGACGAGCUUUCCUUCUCUCAAGGUCAAGCGAUCAACAUACUGCAGACUGAGCGGGAUGCCAAUUGGUACAAUGCCGCACUCAACGGACAGGUCGGCUUCGUCCCCAAAAACUACAUCAAAAUGAAGAAAGCCAACUGGUAUUAUGGCAAGAUAUCACGUGCCAAAGCGGAGGAACUGCUUGCCGAUCAGCCUUACAACGGUGCUUUUCUAAUCCGAGACUCGGAGACAAUCAUGGAACCAGGAUCCUACAGUCUGUCGGUCAAGUUCGAAGGUCAAGUGCAACACUUCAAGAUCUUGAAGGACAACGACUAUAAGUUCUACAUCUGGAUGACCAAGUUUGACAGUCUGAACAAACUGGUGGAACAUCACAAGAAAACCAGCAUAUCCAGAGUGUGCAAGAUCAUGCUGAAAGACAUGGUAGCAGACGAGAAGCAACAACAGCAGCACAAUCUGCAACACAUGCAACAACAGCCGCCAUUGCAACAGUCACAGAACAAUCACCUCAUGCAGAAUCAAAACCAGCAGCAGCCCAGGACUACAACAGUCCAGGCCCUGUUUGACUUCCAGCCAGACGAACAGGGAGAACUCGGCUUCAGAAGGGGCGAGGAGAUAGAACUGUUAGACUGGAGUCACUCAGAGUGGUGGAAAGGACAACUUCACGGGCAGAUAGGAUACUUCCCCAAGAACUACGUUAGACAGACCACCACAGCAACGUCCGCUGCACCUAACAAUAUAGGGCAACCAUAUUACUCCUAGAAGGCACAACAUCCCUGGUACUCAUAGGAGCUCCAACAUCCCUGUAACUCGUAGGAGUCACGCGAGCUGUGAUCUUGUCUGACUAUCCCUGGUAUUUCUAAGAGCCACCAUAAUCCCAUAAUCUUCCAUAACAUCCCUAGUUUCCCAAGGAGACGCAUCAUCACUGGUUCUGCAACCAACAAUGAGAACCACAACAUCCCCGUUAAUUCUAGCCUCCUCAGCUCUAAGUGCUCUAGCAAAUCAUCUACUCCUUCACGUCUAUCUUUACGAACAAGCCAAUCCAGCGCUACACAUCAAAAAAGCAAAUGUCAAAAACAUCACGUAACCAAUUUGAAAACAGCCAACAAACAGCAAAACAGAUCGAGCCAAUACGUAAUAGAGUUCGACAGAUCUAAGAAUUUUUUGUAUACAUUUUUGAAGUACGAGAUUUCAGCAGAACUAGGUAAAAAAUUUAUGAUUACUUAUUUAAUAUUGAGCUAACUGUCGAAUUCAUCCGAACUUAAUAUGAAAUGGAGACUAAAUUAGCUACAGAUGGAGUUAUUUAAAAAUAGAUAAUGUAUAAAAUUAGAAAGAUCGAGAAAUUUGAUUUCUGACAGUUUUGUUUAAAUGGUUUCUGAAUGACUUCAUUGUGCUAUGUUAAACUUAGCCAAUACUGAAUGUCGUUGUAAAUACAACCAAAGAUAGAAACUUUAGACAAUAGUCGAAAAUUUGAUUUCUUAGGUUUUCAUUUGCACAUGAAAACUCUAUAGACAUUUGUAAACAAAACAAAGUAGUUCGGAUUUUUGAAGUCCGAAUUGUUUAAAAAUAGUAUCGGCUUCUGACAUUGCACGCGAUUCAAUUGAAAUUCCUCUCUGUCCGAAGCAAUUUAAGGGUGAGGAGGGUGGUUUGAUGAUUAAUUCAGGAAAAAACUUAUUUUUACAACUUCAUUCAAACUAUCUUUGUUAUACCAUAAUGUUUGUUGUCAUUCGAAUGUGAUAUGAAAUAUCCGUGCUGUUAGUUUCUAAUAGUUAUUGUAUCCAUUGUAGAUGAUUUAGAGUUUGAUAAUUUUAGUUAAUAACAAUUUAUUUUGCCGCUUCCGAUUCGCAGUUGCCUUUUAUCAAUCAAUCACAACAAUUUAAUAUCUUUAUGUGGCGAAGUUAAAGCUGUAAUUUUACUGUGGUCUUUAGUAGAAGGUUUAUUUACAGGUACAUAAUUGGAAUGAGUGUUUUAACUUCGUUUCUCUUUUGUUGUAAUUCUGCUUCAUCAUCAUCUUAGUCUAGCAAUUUUUCUCAAUUUGAUUUGACACUAUCAUUCAGCGUAAUUGGACUCUUCUGACAUACAAAAAGACCGAUCUGUCAAUAAAUCGAGUCUAAUUGAAAUAAUUAAUCAGAUUCGAAUCGAUAAAUUCAAAUUAAAAAUGGCUCGUAAUCAGGGCAUGCGAAUCGAUAUACUAAGAGGAAUACAGCUCAAAAGAGAUCCAAUUCAUUUCAUGCUGACAAUGUUUUUGCGGCUCUUCUGAAAUAGGGAUCAAGGAAUGUGCUUUUUUGAUCAAUACUUAGUACUGCGAAAUCACAGAAGGUUGAAGAAACUAUUUUGUGUUCAUUAUAGAAAAUUAUCAAAAUAAUGUUUUUCACAGAAAAAUGAUGUUUGAGAAGAGCAACUUUAAAUGAAUUAAUUUUGUUUAGAGUAAUUUUCAUUAAUCCCUGGUUGGUAAAA